ACUAGUGAAUUCACCCACGUACUCGGUCUAGACCAGCUUUAAUUUUUUUUUUUUUCGUCGUCGCAUUCCUUCACCCCACUCGACCCUUCCCAUACAUCAUACAAAGCACGCAUCCUCCACCCUUCUCCUUACCAUCAUCACCUCCAAGAUUCCACAAUGGAUCCAUCCGCAAAGGCGACAACGUCGCUGCCUUCUACCAACCCUCCCAGCGUCGAGGUAGCCUACAAACGCAAAUGCAUCGCGCUGAAGAAACGUCUGAAUGAAAUCGAAGCCGAGAACGAGAUGAUGCGCCUCCGCAACAGACGCGGCUGGCAGUACAUCCAGAAGAUGCGCUUGGAGUCUUGCAUUCUGCUGGAGCGAUUGUCCAAGGUUACUGGUAUGGCAGAGGAGGCGCAAGCUGGCGUCAACCCGGAGCUGCGGGCUCGCGCGGCUGCCAUGAUGUCUAAUGCGGCGGCGUUGAAUGGGAUGGGUGGAGGGAUUGGAGCUGGUGAGCCGAUGACUGGGAAUGGGGCUGGGUAUUUUGAAGAUGAGACUGAGGGAAGCUCGGACGAGCAGCCUCCUACUCCCCAGGAACGACCCCUUCGUGUGAAGCGAUCUCGAAAGUCGAAUAUCAACGACGGAAUGGAUGACGAACCGGGUGCAGACGUCGGCCCCGACUCCAGCAGAGCCGGAUCUGCAUCUUUGCCCCGGUUGGCUCCGGCUCCUACACAGGAAGAAAUGACAUCCACAUUCCGCAUCCAACCUGGCAAUAAUGGCUCUGGAAAUGAGCGAGAUAGCCACCGACCCGAGGAGCAAGAAAACCCCGAAGCUCUUUCGAGAAAUGGGGCUGAGCAUCACCCGGCCCCGGAGCCUUCAACGACACCAAUGGACAUGGAUACGAAGGAACCGAAAGAAGAAAGUCAGGGGUGAUGCCUCUCGUCUUUUCUCUUUCCUUUCCUUUCUCGCUUUCUCUUUUCUUCUCUAGUUUCUCGGGUCUUGUUUCGAUUAUCCUCAGAUUCGAACCUCUAAUCUUUUCUCAUCCUGUUUACUAUAUUUCUUCAAUAUGUUAUCUCGUCUCGGGAACAAAAAAGAGAGACUAUUCUUGUUUUCUUCUUCUUUCCUCUUCUUCCUUUCUUCCAUC
This is a messenger RNA of Aspergillus wentii DTO 134E9, 1120 nucleotides long. RefSeq lists its product as uncharacterized. Lineage: Eukaryota; Fungi; Ascomycota; Eurotiomycetes; Eurotiales; Aspergillaceae. The transcript has 2 exons. The record is from RefSeq and is a predicted model, not a curated record. The coding region runs from base 157 to 909 and encodes 250 amino acids.